AUGUCGCUCCUAUCAGAGCUUUGUAGCAUAUGCUACGUCGAGAAGCCCAAAUAUCGUUGUCCACGAUGCAAGACAGGAACAUGCUCACUACCAUGCUACAAACGACAUCAACAACGUGCAUCUUGCAACGGCCAGCGAGACCCGGCCGAAUACCUCAAAAAGAGCCAACUCGCCACGCCUGAGGGCAUUGAUCGGGACUUCAAUUACCUCAAGGGCGUGGAGCGCGAUAUGGACAAUGCUCACCGCGACACACGCGAUCGAGGCAUUGGAUCAUCGCAGCCUGUGACAAGAACAGCAUACCGAGGCAACAACCCCGAAGGCAAGUUGCAGCGAUAUCUUGGCAAGAAUCGAAUCACUAUUGCACGCGCACCCAAAGGCAUGAGUCGGCAGAAGUCGAAUCAGACCCGAAGUACCAAGCGAGACCAUAUCAUGUGGACUGUGGAGUGGAUCGAUUCCGAUGGCAAGUCAGAGCUGCAGCACAAUUGCGUGGAGACGAAUACCAUCGAAGACACUUUCUCCGCCUCCCCGACCGAAAAGCUUCGAAAUCCAGACGCCAGUACCAUGUCGAAGACCCGCGAGAAGAAGCGCAAGCGGCAGGAGUCACAGCUGGAAGCUGGGCUAGUGGAAGGGCAUCCGUUGGCGUCACUAUUGGGUCUUGCUGCUGAUAUCGGCGCUACUUCCGCUGCCCAGAACGAUACCGCAUCUGCUGUUGGAAGGCCUGAGGAGUCAUCCAAUCUGAUCGAGACGAUACCAGAGCCCCAGCAAGAAGAGAAGCCGAAGCCAGAGCGCUUCUACUACCUCCUCAAAGUCGGCACAUCAUCGGCGUGCAAAGUUCUCAUACCGCUCAUGCCCAACUGCACCUUGACCGAGUCGCUACAAGAUCAAACGGUGAUGGAGUAUCCGACCUACUACGUUCUCCCGUACUCGCCAGGAAAGCUGCCGCCAGGAUUUCGGACAGAGCACCAAUACCUGAAAAUCCGUAAGGGCGAGGAGGAGGAAUUUGACGAGGCUCUUAUCAAGGCAGAAGAGGGCGGGGUGCUGAAUGGUGGAAUCAAGAAUGAGCCGGGUCUCCCUUCGAAACCGAGUUUCUCUUCGAAAUCGAAUUUCUCCUCGAAGCCAACUCAUGUGGACUCGAGACCGACUCAAGUGGACGCGAACAAAAUUCUGGACAUGCUUAAGAGGGACGUGACGAGAUGA
This is a messenger RNA of Zasmidium cellare ATCC 36951, 1197 nucleotides long. RefSeq lists its product as uncharacterized. The transcript has 3 exons. The record is from RefSeq and is a predicted model, not a curated record. Gene Ontology annotation, cellular component: pre-snoRNP complex; nucleus. The coding region runs from base 1 to 1197 and encodes 398 amino acids. Lineage: Eukaryota; Fungi; Ascomycota; Dothideomycetes; Mycosphaerellales; Mycosphaerellaceae. Gene Ontology annotation, biological process: box C/D snoRNP assembly; maturation of LSU-rRNA from tricistronic rRNA transcript (SSU-rRNA, 5.8S rRNA, LSU-rRNA); snoRNA localization.